AUGCGCAGGUAUCCUUCUGUUGAUCAACAGCAUGCGGCAGCUGUUCAAAUCGUAAAAUUAUUUCCACAACUUAGUAAUACGCGAGUCACACCAACUGCUCCUGAUGAGUCAUUUUUCUUUUGGUGCAACGGAGGCAAGGAAAAGGGUGCUCAUACUGGCAUGAUAUUUCAUCGCAUCCGGAAUGUCAUCAAACAGCUACCUGCAGGAAAACAUAAAUAUAAUCGAGGAACUAUGCCUGUAGAAGAGUCCGUUUCAACUGAACUUGUAGAGCGGGCUCAAUUGCUCCGAGUAAUGCUUGCAUCGGCAUCAGUAGCAGAACAUAUUUGUGAUGAAAUGGACCGAUGCUUUCCAGUCCUCAAACUGUUAUUAAAAGAAAAGAAACCCGUUAAUGAUAUCUUGGAUAUGUUUCCACACCUGUGUUCAUAUGAAGGAUUGGUGAUUCGUCAAAUGUUUGAGAGAUUGUAUCCUAACAGAACAGAAGGUCUCAAAAUCGAGGAUGUCUUCUCUCAGUGUCUAUCUUAUUCACCGUCCAGAUUUUCUAGAGUAGAAGAUGAUCACAUUCGAGGAUGCUUGAGAAUAAUUUCUCAUAUGCCAAUUCGCGGACAAAAAAGAACGCUGGUAGGCUGUCCAACUGUAGGCGAAGAACAUUCGGCUUCAAUUUUAAUUCGUUGGAUUGGGGAGUGCUUAGAUACAUACGUGGCAUCCCCCGCAACUGAUUCCAAACUACACAUGGUGUGCGUAGCAAGCCCGAUGAAAAGAGGAAAUUAUGCCGUCAUUUGUGAGAAAAAAGUUAUAUUCGAGACUAACAAUUCUAUUCAUGCAGUGGAAAUUUUAUUCAAAUGCUACGCAGUUCUCGGAGUGGAGGUGCCACCUAAUUUUAGAAUGUUUUGGGACUUUCUGGCAUGUGCCAUAUAUAAUAUAAUUCCGCACAGUCAGAGGACAACUGUGAAUAGACUCGUCCAAACUUUUAUUGAAGUUUCCCGCGCACGUAUUGACAACAAAUAAAAGGACAACUUUUUUAUACA
Messenger RNA from Topomyia yanbarensis, 1025 nucleotides. RefSeq lists its product as uncharacterized. NCBI's taxonomy places the organism in Eukaryota, Metazoa, Arthropoda, Insecta, Diptera, Culicidae. The coding region runs from base 1 to 1005 and encodes 334 amino acids. The record is from RefSeq and is a predicted model, not a curated record. The transcript has 5 exons.